Molecule: messenger RNA, 3776 nt
Organism: Cornus florida
Lineage: Eukaryota; Viridiplantae; Streptophyta; Magnoliopsida; Cornales; Cornaceae
Product: calcium-transporting ATPase 12, plasma membrane-type-like
Exons: 1
Coding region: 147-3170 (1007 amino acids)
Biological process (GO): calcium ion transmembrane transport
Cellular component (GO): membrane; intracellular membrane-bounded organelle
Molecular function (GO): ATP hydrolysis activity; ATP binding; P-type calcium transporter activity
Source: RefSeq, a predicted model, not a curated record
UUAAAACUUCUAUUUAAACAACAAUAACUCUUGCAAAGAAAAAAGGAAAGGAAAGGAAAACGACUCCUCAAAGACUCUCUUGCUCUUGUUCUUGUUCUUCUUCACCUUUCACGCCUCAAAACUCUUCUCAAGAUCUUGAGACAACCAUGUUCAAGGGCAAAGAUUUCCCCAUUGUGAAACCCCACAAACGAUUACAGAAUGCUUUCAGAGCCAUAUACUUCAUGGUUUCUUUGUCCAAGAAGGUUUUCAAGAACACCCGAAUUCUCACCACUGUCAUUCAUAGCCCGCCACCCUAUGUUGCAAUUGAUAUUCAACCCAUCAACCACGAUCACGUACCCUUUAUCUCCAUUGACCAUAAGGCGAUCGCCGACCUGGUUAAAGAGAGAGACUUUGAUGGUCUCCAUCAAUAUGGAGGAGUGAAAGAAGUUGCAGCGGUUCUUGAAAUGGAUCAGAAGUUCGGAAUCAGUGGCAGCAAUGCUGAUACCAAGCACAGAAUCGAUGUGUUCGGUUCCAACACAUACAACAAGCCGCCUGCAAAAAGCUUUAUCAGUUUCGUGCUAGAAGCAUUCAAAGACCCAACAAUUAUCAUACUCCUGGUAUGUGCAGUUCUCUCUCUUGGCUUUGGGAUUAAGCAGCAUGGCCUCCAAGAAGGGUGGUAUGAUGGAGGCAGCAUCAUUGUUGCUGUUGUGUUAGUUAUUGCAGUCUCGGCAAUCAGUAACUUUAAGCAGAGCAGACAGUUUGAGAAGCUGUCAGAGAAGAGCAGCGACAUAAAAGUGGAAGUAGUGAGAGAUGGGCGAAGACAACCCAUAUCAAUCUUUGAGGUUGUAGUGGGUGACAUUGUGUGCUUGAAUAUUGGCGAUCAGAUUCCUGCGGACGGAUUGUUCUUGGAUGGUCACUCGUUGAAGGUGGAUGAAUCUAGCAUGACAGGUGAAAGCAACCAUGUUGAAGUUAACGAGGCCACAAAUCCAUUUCUGCUUUCUGGUACAAAGGUUACAGAUGGCUAUGGCCACAUGCUUGUUACUGCAGUGGGCAUGAAUACAGCAUGGGGCCAGAUGAUGAGCUCCAUAAGCCGUGAUUUGGACGAGCAGACACCAUUGCAAGCCCGUCUCAACAAGCUGACUUCUUAUAUUGGGAAGAUUGGUUUGCUGGUGGCUUUUCUUGUUCUCACAGUUUUGAUGAUCCGUUACUUCACAGGACACACUGAAGACCAAAGCGGGCACCGGGAAUUCAAUGGCGGCAAGACCAAAGCUGAUGAGAUCAUGAAUGUCAUGGUGCGUAUCAUAGCCGCAGCAGUUACAAUAGUUGUGGUGGCAAUCCCAGAGGGUUUGCCUUUGGCUGUUACUCUGACUCUGGCUUAUUCGAUGAAGAAAAUGAUGGCUGACAAUGCCAUGGUCAGGAAACUCUCUGCCUGUGAGACGAUGGGUUCAGCUACAACAAUCUGCACAGACAAAACAGGCACGCUUACAUUAAACCAGAUGAAGGUCACACAGUUUUGGCUGGGAAAAGAGGAACUGAAGGAGACAACAUCAUCAGAACUCGCCCCUAAUUUUCUUGAAUUGCUACAAGAAGGUAUUGGUUUAAAUACAACAGGAGAAGUAUAUAGAACAGUAUCUACAUCAACUCCUGAAAUUUCCGGUAGUCCAACUGAGUCAGCCAUUCUCUCUUGGGCUGUGUUUGAUUUGAAUCUGGAUCUUGAUGAACUAAAGCAAGCUAAUGAAAUUCUCCACGUAGAAGCUUUCAAUUCGGAGAAGAAACGAAGCGGAGUUAUGGUGAAGAGAAAAGGUGGAAAGACAGUUCAUACACACUGGAAGGGAGCUGCAGAGAUGAUUCUGGCAAUGUGCUCAAAUUAUUACGCGAGAAGCGGGAUGAUCUCAGCAAUGAAUGAUUCACAGAGAGUGCAAUUUGAAACAAUUAUUAAAGAUAUGGCAGCUAAAAGCCUACGAUGCAUCGCUUUUGCAUGCAAAACUGUCACAGGAGAAAGUUUACAGGGUAAUGGAGAGCUUGAAGAAACUGGACUGACAUUAUUAGGGCUGGUGGGUCUGAAGGAUCCAUGCCGGCCAGGUGUUGGAGCAGCAGUACAUUCAUGCAGGGAUGCUGGAGUUGACAUCAAAAUGAUCACUGGAGACAAUAUGUUCACUGCAAAAGCAAUAGCUAUUGAAUGUGGAAUCCUCAAACCCUAUGAAGAUUUAAAUGAUGCAGUAGUAGAAGGUGUAACGUUCAGAAAUUACUCACAAGAAGAUAGAAUGUUAAAGGUUGAGUCUAUCCGUGUAAUGGCCAGAUCAUCCCCAUUUGACAAGCUUCUGAUGGUGCAAUGUUUGAAGCAGAAAGGCCACGUGGUAGCAGUCACAGGCGAUGGAAACAACGAUGCACCUGCACUCAAAGAAGCAGAUAUUGGGCUCUCCAUGGGAAUCCAAGGCACAGAAGUGGCAAAAGAGAGCUCAGAUAUAGUCAUCUUGGAUGAUAAUUUCUCCUCUUUGGUGACAGUUCUAAGGUGGGGCAGGUGUGUUUACAAUAACAUUCAAAAGUUCAUCCAAUUUCAACUCACAGUCAAUGUCGCUGCCCUAGUCAUAAACUUUGUUGCUGCACUAUCAUCUGGUGAAGUCCCACUUACAGCAGUCCAGCUGUUGUGGGUGAAUCUCAUAAUGGAUACUUUGGGGGCUUUAGCCUUGGCCACAGAGCAACCCACAAAUGAUCUCAUGGAAAAGUCACCCGUCGGUCGCACUGAACCGCUUAUAACAAGAGUCAUGUGGAGGAAUUUAAUUGCUCAGGCCUUGUAUCAGGUCAUUGUUUUACUGAUCUUAGAGUUCAAGGGAAGCUCUAUCUUUCAUGUGAACAAGAGGGUUAAGGACACCCUCAUUUUCAAUAGUUUUGUUAUCUGCCAAGUUUUUAACGAGUUUAAUGCAAGGAAGCUGGAGAAGAAGAACAUAUUUAAGGGGAUACUGAAGAACAAACUGUUUCUAGGAAUCGUUGGGAUAACGGUAGUUCUUCAAGUGGUUAUGGUGGAGUUUCUAAAGAGGUUUGCUAAUACUGAAAGGCUAAAUUGGGGCCAAUGGGGUGCAUGCAUUGGAAUUGGUGUAUUGUCAUGGCCGAUUGGUUGGGUUGUCAAGUACAUUCCAGUUUCCGGUGAACACUUUCUCAGCCUUCCAACAUAUAGAGCUUCUGCAUCCUGAAACAGACAACCACAAUCAGGUGUUGCAUCAAAAUCAUAGUAGAAUUUAGAAGAAAAUCUUUCGUGCUUUAAUGUUUCUCAUUUCUUCAGUCUCUCAAUAGUUUCCCUUAGAGGUUUUCCGAAUUUCAGUUAUUGUAAAUGUUAAUGCUGCUCUAGGUCUUGAACAGAAGCUUUCUCUGAGAAGUAAUUUCCUUUUUAUUGAUUUUCUGGUUUUAGUGUCUCAAUAUCUCAAAUAUAUGUGUGCACUCAAUUAUCAUGUGUUUUUUUUCCCCGAGUUGGUAUCAAGUUAUCAUAUUAUCAUGCAAAUUCUCCUGGACAUCAAUGUUGAAGGGAUUCCUUAGACAUGCAGACAGCUUCUUCCUUUGGGAAGAAAAUAGAAGGGUCCAUCAUUUCCCAUGAUUUUUAUUUUUUCAUUUUUUUAAUCUACGUUGUUCCUCCAAAUAAAAAGGAAAUACACAGUCAUGCACACAUCAAAAAAUAAAAAAUAAAAAAGUAAAAAUUAUCCUUCACAUUAAUUUGUACUUCAUGUGAAGGAUUAAACAGAUGUAGUGUGCUUAUUAUGUUGAUAACAACAAGACUUGCCAAAACUAAUCCCUCCUUCCCUGGC